Messenger RNA from Sciurus carolinensis (gray squirrel), 1261 nucleotides. RefSeq names its product potassium two pore domain channel subfamily K member 7 (gene Kcnk7). The record is from RefSeq and is a predicted model, not a curated record. The coding region runs from base 43 to 966 and encodes 307 amino acids. The transcript is spliced from 3 exons. NCBI's taxonomy places the organism in Eukaryota, Metazoa, Chordata, Mammalia, Rodentia, Sciuridae. Gene Ontology annotation, cellular component: membrane. Gene Ontology annotation, biological process: potassium ion transmembrane transport; stabilization of membrane potential. Gene Ontology annotation, molecular function: potassium ion leak channel activity.
AGAGGAGCAGCCAGUCCCAGGUGACCAGGCUAGUGCCACGCGAUGGGGGGUCUGAGGCCCUGGGCCCAGUAUGGGCUCCUAGUUGUGGCCCACCUGUUGGCCCUGGGGCUCGGGGCUGUGGUGUUCCAGGCCUUGGAGGGUCCCCCAGCACUGCAGCUCCAGACCCAGCUCAAGGCUGAGCUGGCUACCUUCCAGGCAGAGUAUGGGGCCUGCCUGCCACCCAGGGCACUAGAGGAGCUGCUGGGCGUGGCCCUGAGAGCACAGGCCCAUGGAGUCUCCAGUCUGGGCAACAACUCAGAGGCCAGCAACUGGGAUCUGCCCUCAGCCUUGCUCUUCACUGCCAGCAUCCUCACCACCACGGGUUAUGGCCACAUGGCCCCACUAUCGGCAGGUGGAAAGGCCUUCUGUGUGGCUUAUGCAUCCCUGGGGCUGCCAGCCUCCCUAGUUCUUGUGGCCACCCUGCGCCACCGCCUGCUGCCUGUGCUCAGCUGCCCCGGUACCUGGGUAGCAGUCCGCUGGCAAUUGGCACCAGCACAGGCUGCACUGCUGCAGGCAGCAGGACUGGGCCUGCUGGUGGCCAGCAUCUUUGUGCUGCUGCCAGCACUGGUGCUGUGGGGUUUGCAGGGUGACUGCAGCCUACUGGAGGCCAUCUACUUCUGCUUCGGCUCACUCAGCACCAUCGGGCUGGGGGACUUGCUGCCCAGCCAAGGCCGUGGCCUGCAUCCAGCGAUUUACCACCUUGGCCAGCUUGCACUUCUUGGUUACUUGCUCUUCGGGCUCCUGGCCAUGCUGCUGGCAGUGGAGACCUUCUCAGAGCUGCCACAGGUCCGGGCCAUGGUGACGUUCUUUGGGUCCAGUGGCUCUAUGACCCCUGAGGACCAAGGCAGCAUCCUGGGCCAGGAUGAGCUGUCUCUGAGCACCCUGCCUCCAGAUGCCCCAGCUGCAGGACAGGCACCAGCCUGCUGACAGGUGUCAGGUGACCAAGUUCAGCUCCUUCAAGGUGGAAGAUCCUGAGGAGAUGCCAGGGGUGCUUGGGGAAGAAUCCGGAGAUGGGGGUGGGUGAGUGCAAGAACUUCAUGGAAAAACGUGUUAAAAAAUUAAAUGGCCAACAACUCCUUCAUUUUUGGCCUUCUUUCAAGAUGGGACUUCACUGCAGCCAUCAUUCUUGAGAGGCCGACCGAGGUCAUGCCUCGCUGUGUUGGAGUUCCCAACAUUAUCGCCCUGAACCCCUUUUCUGUUUGUCAAAGCCCAAAAUGUUCAG